Neodiprion fabricii is the source of this 1233-nucleotide messenger RNA. RefSeq lists its product as uncharacterized. The record is from RefSeq and is a predicted model, not a curated record. Bases 1 to 1233 code for a protein of 410 amino acids. NCBI's taxonomy places the organism in Eukaryota, Metazoa, Arthropoda, Insecta, Hymenoptera, Diprionidae. The transcript has 2 exons.
AUGUCUCUCAACAACAAGGCUGCGCUGCAGCAGGACCGGGUUGAUUCUCUGGCCAACAUUGAUCAAAGACUCACGCCUGAGGCACUUCAGGCGAUGUCUCUCGAGCAAGCCAUGGCCCAGUUGGCUUUAGUCAAUAGAACCGUCGACCGUAUUGAGGCCUUGCACGAACGCAUUUACGAGGAGCACGAAGAAGUGCUCGAACAUGAGUACCACACCGCUCAGGUCUAUCAACGUGGUGCAACGCUGUACGGGAGCCUGCAGACCCGCUUGGAGGCCAAGGUGAACUCCCUGAAGGCAGAGGCGACACCUAGGCAUGCAGAUGCUACACAAUUUUUCGCGACUGGGCCAUCCUCUACUAAAUUGCCUCACAUAAAACUACCGACAUUCGACGGGGAUUAUACGAAAUGGCGUGGGUUUAGGGACUUAUUCACCACCCUCAUAAUUGAUGCCGAACAACUCACUGGGGCACAGCGCAUGUCCUACCUCAAGACACAACUCAAGGACGAUGCACUGGCACUCAUCGCAAACGUGCCUCUCACAGACGAGGCAUUCCCUGCUGCUUGGGAUCUCCUCGUCGCGCGUUAUGAUAACCCUCGUCGGCUUCUCAACACCUACUUGGAGGAACUCCUCACCACAGAGCCAGUGCCUAAUCACUCGGCACCUCAGCUAAACGCACUUGUAUUACAGACACAGAAAAUUAUCGAUGCGAUGGGAACCUUGCGAGUCUCCAUUGCGGACUGGGACCCUAUCCUGGUUUUCGUCACCCUCAGACGUCUGGUACCAGAACUUAGGGAGGAGUGGGAGAGUACCCUGGGCAUCUCGAAUGAGCUGCCGGCGUACCAGAAAUUACAAGACUUCCUCAUCGGAAAGGUACGCGCUUGGGAGAUCAGCGCCAUCGGAGUCACCUCAAGACCAACCUCACCCAAGGAGGACAAGGCUUCAACCUCCAAGCUGCUAAAAACCUCUGGCAAGCCCCCAAACACACGGUCACCCUCACAUUCCAGCAAGACUGCAAGUACCCCCUCUGGUUCCACCGCUCAAGUAUACUAUACACCUAAAGAGGCUACAGAUGAACCUGGCAUCUGCCAACUGUCGCCGUACUAUGGUUCAAGAUCACCGACUGUGCUGGAAUUGUUUGGGACGCCACCGCUCACAGGACUGCCGCACCACUACAAGAUGUCGCCACUGUGGCAACAAGCACCACACGGCCAUCCACGAAGAAUCUCGGGCUAA